Molecule: messenger RNA, 1562 nt
Organism: Elgaria multicarinata webbii
Lineage: Eukaryota; Metazoa; Chordata; Lepidosauria; Squamata; Anguidae
Gene: SLC19A3
Product: solute carrier family 19 member 3
Exons: 6
Coding region: 74-1543 (489 amino acids)
Biological process (GO): vitamin transport; transmembrane transport
Cellular component (GO): plasma membrane
Molecular function (GO): thiamine transmembrane transporter activity
Source: RefSeq, a predicted model, not a curated record
AUUCUAAACAUUGAAGGGAAAUUGUGGCUGUUUUUUGACAAAACACAGAAGACUUUUUCAAGCUGGAAGAGCCAUGGGUUGUUGGGGGGAAAUGCAAAGCAGUGGAUGGAUUUUUCCCACCAUGAUCCUUUGCAUUUAUGGCUUCUUCACCAUGAUGAGACCAUCUGAGCCUUUCCUCACACCCUAUCUCACUGGACCUGAUAAAAACCUGACCAUCAACGAGGUAACGCAGCAUAUUUUCCCCGUUUGGACCUAUUCCUACCUCGCUCUGUUAUUCCCCGUAUUCCUGAUUACAGACUAUGUCCGCUACAAGCCUGUCAUUAUUCUCCAGGGAAUUAGUUUGAUUGUUACCUGGCUGUUGCUUUUAUUUGCACACGGCCUGGCAGCCAUGCAGCUGAUGGAGUUUUUCUAUGGAACUGUGACGGCCACAGAGGUUGCCUAUUAUGCCUACAUAUACAGUGUUGUUAGCGCGGAUCAUUACCAGAAAGUAACAAGUUAUUGCAGAAGCAUCACUCUAGUGGCAUCCACCAUGGGUUCCUUCUUGGGGCAAAUUUUAGUCUCUUUAGCUCACGUAUCUUAUUUUUAUCUCAAUGCCAUAUCAUUGGCUUCUGUCUCUGUGGCAUUUAUAUCUGCAUUUUUUCUGCCCAUGCCUCAGAAAAGUAUGUUCUUUCAUAGAAAGUCUUCCCUAGAAGCACCCAUUGGGCCAACCAAUAAGGAUGCACCAAAUGUAUCAGGCCAGCCAUGUUACCAGCAGGACAAAGAUCUCACAGUUUCAUCAGUCAACUCUCAGAACUUACCAGAAUACCCGCUACCCAAAAUUCAAAAACAGAAUCACUUUUUGACAGUGCUUUGGCAACUGUGUCGAGACUUGAAGGAAUGCUACAGUACAAAGAAACUCCUUUACUGGUCAAUAUGGUGGGCUUUAGCCACUGCAGGCUUUAACCAGAUUUUGAAUUAUGUCCAAGUACUAUGGGACGACAAAGCACCUUCCCAUAGUUCUGCUGUGUACAAUGGAGCUGUUGAAGCCAUAGCAACAUUUUUGAGUUCAAUAACAUCACUGGCUGUGGGAUAUGUGAAACUGAACUGGGAUCUAACAGGAGAGCUGGCACUGGGGGCCUUCUCCGCAUUGGAUGCUGGUUCACUGUUUCUGAUGUGUUUUACCAAAAACAUCUGGGUCUGUUAUGCUGGCUAUCUAGUUUUCAAAGCAUGUUACAUGCUCCUUAUAACCAUAGCCACGUUCCAGAUUGCUGUCAGUCUCAGCAUGGAACGUUAUGCAUUAAUGUUUGGAUUCAACAACUUCAUUGCGCUGAUAAUUCAAAGUAUUGUGACCUUUAUAGUGGUGGAUUCCAAAGGGCUUGGAUUGGAUAUUGGGACUCAGUUCCUAAUAUAUGGCAGUUACUUUGCAGUGAUCGCUGGGAUUUUCCUAAGCAGAAGCAUUUACACAAUAAUCUCAAUCAAAUGCCAAAACCAGAAUCUUCUGGAAAAUUCUCAGAAGAUUGAGGCAGAAGAGCCGGCUACAGAAGUCUAUGGCACAAGACUGUGAGACUUUAACACCUUCAGGA